GGCGGCUGCGACGCGCAUGCGCUGUAGUCGCUUUACCGGGCCGCAUGAGGCGGGCAGCGGGUGCAGAGGCGGGCUGGGGGGGCCUGGCCCUCAGCGACCCCGGCCCCGGCCCCGAGGAGCGUAUCGCCGCCCGCCGCCGCCGCAUCGCCGCCCGUCUCGAUGCCAAGCGCCGGGAGGCCUUUGGAGAAGAUGCGGAGCCAAAGGUGGCUGAGGAGGAGGAAGAGCAGAGGAGGAGUCACAAGCAGAUUGAGGAGAGCAGGCAGAGGCUGGCCAAGCUGCUCUUUGAUGGCACGCAGAUGGUGACAAAUAUCCAGGUGGCUGCUGACGCGAGGGAAACGCAGAGGAGGGCAGAGGAGGCAGAGCUGAAGCUGCAGAGGGUGGAGAAGCUGGAGAGCGAAGCUAAGUCUAGCACAUACAAGUUUGAGGAGAUAUCCUCCAAGUGGGCCUUGGCCAAGGAGAUGACGAUCCCGCAGGAGCUGUGGCAGCUGCUGAACCAACAGCAGCAGCAGUGCGCUCUGCUUCUGGAGGAGAAGAACAAGCUCAUUGGUGAACUGCAGGAGGAGCUGAAAAACAAAGAUGAGCAAUACGUGCAGGCCAUUAAGAAGCAGUCGGAUGAUAUCUACCUGCUUUUGGAGAGAAUGGAGGAACAGAUCAGGAUCAUGCUGAAAACUUACCGUCACAAGCUCCUACAGAUUGAGAAAGCUUUUGAGCUUGAACGGCGAGAGCUGCUGGACAACAACAGGAAGAAGUGGGAGGAAGCCAUCCAAGCCCACAACGCACAAGAGCUGGAAUAUGUGCGUGCCCGUAUGAGGAAGGUGGAAGAGUUUGAGAAACAGCUGAAUCGGCUGCGGGUGCAGGAUGAGGAGGAGUAUAACAGCAUGAAGAUCCAGCUGGAGACCGAUGUGCAGAACCUGGAGAGGCAGCUGCAGCAGAUGAAAGCCAUCUAUCAGCUGAACCAGGAGAAGCUGGACUACAACCUUCAGGUGCUUAAGAAGCAGGAUGAGGAGAACACCAUCAUCAGAUCCCAGCAGAAGAGGAAGCUCAACCGGCUCCACAGCUUGCUCAAUAACCUGAGAACAAAAUUGGCCAGCCAAGAGAAGCAGUUCAGAGAGGAGAACCAGAGCCUGGCAGCCGACUGCGAGCGCAUCGUGGGGCAGUGCAAGGAGGUGCAGAGCAGAAUGAGGCACUUUGCUGUCAGCGAUGCUGAGAAGUUCACGGAGGUCUGGCUCAUGAACGAGGAGGAAGCCAAAGGGCUGAUGCGCAAAGCCCUUGAUGCAGAUCGCAUCAUUCACACCCAGCAACUGGGGCUGCCCUGGGAAGAGCCUCGUUACUGGUUCCUGGGCAACGUCGGCCCUCUCGGGCAUUACAAGGCGAAGAGGAUGGCGACCAAGCUGGCUGCGGAGGUCCUGACAGAGAGUGGCUCUGGGGGACAGGAGGAGGAAGGGAGAGAGAAGAAGAAGGAAGAAGUGGGUAGUGGAGAAGGAGGCAAAGAAAACACAACGAAGGUUGAAGAUAGACUCACACCUCUGCGAAAUAUCUCCAAGAAGACUGCCAAGAGGAUCCUGGAGCUCGUGAGCGACGAGUCGGGUUUCCUCAUUGAGAGCAAGCUGCUGAGGCCCCUGCACGAGCUGGGGAGGCACGAGCGCACCCUCAUGAAGCUCGACUCCAUCUUUGCGGCCCUCAAAAUCGACAGUGAGGAUGACCUGUACCAGCUGGUGGAUUUUUUCCUGAAGUACAAAGCCCAGGAGGUGGCCGUCAGCCAGAGCCAGGGCAGCCCGGGUGGAGAAGAUAUCAUGGAUCCAGCUGAGGACAGAGAGGACGGUGGAUCCGAUGCCCAGAGGGACGAGACCAAAUCCCCUCGGAGCUCGCGGGGCUCCCUUCCAUCUGUGUGCAUCCACGCUGAUGAUGUCCUGAAGAUCCUGAAAGCAUUUGCGCGGGAUUUCGACAAGCUGAGGGAGAAGGACAGACCUGCAAAGGAGGUGCUACAGGUACAGGACAGCUCCAAGGAUGGGGAGUACUGGGAAGCCCUGGCACACGUUAUCCCCGAGCCGACAUUGAAGCUGUGGGACGCGCUGAUGGUGGCACUGGAGGAAUAUUACGAGGUCCUCAAGCACAGGGCCAGCCUGCUCGCCGAAGCAGCCGUCCUGCAGCAGCAGAACUCGGAGCUGUACCUGCUGCUGGAGGAGUACGUCAGCUCCGGGGUGAACAACAAGCUGCUCUCCCCUCCCACGCAGUGGAUGGACCUGAGCCUCUCCUGCCCCGGGGAAGCGCAGUGAGUGCCCAGGGCCAGGACACGGCUUUUCUCUGCCCCGAGCUGAAGCUGUGUGCGGAGCCAGGGCUUCCUGGCAGGGACUAAUAAACCCUUCCCAAACCUGGGCUGCGAGCGUGCCUGUGGCCUGCGAGGAGCACCCCUCUCGCCUCUGAAGGUGCUGGAGAGCCGCAGCCAAACGUCCCCCCCAUCCAGGGGACUCACAGCGCGGUGGGAAAGCACUUCCCCACUCGUGCCGCGAAGCCGCGUGGUCUGUGUCCUCCCUCCCCUCCGUGGAGCCGAGGCCGGGCAGGAGCCUUCACCUCCCGCAGGUCAGCAUCCCCACCGCCCCUGGGGUCCUGGCUUCGGGAGAGCCCACCUUUCUGUACCUGAUUUUACACCUUAUUCCUCACUUUUUUUUGUUUUUGCUGCUUCCCCCAAGACCUUUUCUCCCCCCAGACUCUUACCAAGCAACGCACCCCCAAUUAUUUUUCUUUCAUCCGUCCUGGUGCUGCUACAUCUGUACCUAAAUUCUGCAUUUCCAGGGAGAUAUCAGCCCCAAGCGGUGCUGCCGGCAGAGUUAUCUCCAGGAGGGCUACAUCACAUCCGUGACUCCCUCCCACCCCUCUGGUUCACACCAGUUAUGUCUCAUUCCCAGUACGGGCUUCGUGGCCAGCUUUAUCUUUAGCCUUGACUCCCCUGCCCAACACUAACACGGCACAUACCACAGCAGAAUAAAACCCUUUUUUUUU
This is a messenger RNA of Grus americana (Whooping crane), 3000 nucleotides long. It is a transcript of the gene DRC1, whose product is annotated as dynein regulatory complex subunit 1. NCBI's taxonomy places the organism in Eukaryota, Metazoa, Chordata, Aves, Gruiformes, Gruidae. The transcript is spliced from 17 exons. Gene Ontology annotation, biological process: axonemal dynein complex assembly; regulation of cilium movement; cilium-dependent cell motility. Gene Ontology annotation, cellular component: axonemal dynein complex; axoneme. Bases 45 to 2276 code for a protein of 743 amino acids. The record is from RefSeq and is a predicted model, not a curated record.